Messenger RNA from Tuber aestivum (summer truffle), 2466 nucleotides. The record is from the annotation of a GenBank genome assembly. NCBI's taxonomy places the organism in Eukaryota, Fungi, Ascomycota, Pezizomycetes, Pezizales, Tuberaceae.
AUGGCCAAACGAAAGGCUGAAGGGGCGACUCCUCCCCAAUCGCCUACUAAGAAGGGAAAGUCCUCGGCCGGAUCGAUACCGACUGAUUUCAGGCCUUUUUUCCGAGUGGGACUGUUGGACGAGGCUGUUGAAGGCAAAUACCGAAGCGAAUAUGCUUCUGCAGAACCGUUUGUCAUCCUAGAAAAUCGGGGUUUUAUUUUGCGCUUUGUUCUGUUUGAGGCUGAAUGGGAGACGCAUAGGUACAAGCAUGCCGUGAUCCACGGCCUGAUCGACGAUUCUUUGCUUCGUAAGGUUCGGGAAGAGGUACUCAAAAACGUCGAAUUCACGCCAAAGGAGACCGACAUCUAUCGUAUUCAUCAAUCUGGUGAUCUAGCUAACCUCGACGGCCUUCCUAAAUCUGCUCUUAAACUUCUUCCAUCUCUCCGCCAGCUCCGCGACUCUCUCUACUCCAAGCUUUUUAGGGACUACAUUCGUGGGAUCACUGGGUGCGGGCCACUUAGCGGAAGGAAGACCGAUAUGGCUAUCAAUGUCUAUACACCUGGUUCUCAUUUGUUGGCCCAUGACGAUGUAAUUGGGUCUCGCCGUGUGUCAUAUAUCUUAUACUUAACCUCACCUGAUGAUCCAUGGCAGCCUUCCUGGGGUGGGGCUUUAAGGUUAUAUCCGACGAGAGUGGCCGAGGAUGGUGUCACGAGGGUUCCGGAGCCGGAAUGGGCCAAAGCUAUUCCGCCUGCUUGGAAUCAAUUAAGUUUUUUUGAGGUGCAACCUGGCCUGAGCUUUCACGAUGUCGAAGAGGUAUACACUCCAAAAGGCGAAGAUGAGCGGGUUAGAAUGGCUAUUAGCGGAUGGUUCCAUAUCCCCCAAGAAGGCGAGGAGGGCUACAUUGAAGGUCUUGAGGAAGAACUUGCUGAAAGGAGCUCCUUACAGCAAUUGCAAAGCAAGAGUGAUAUCUUUGAUUAUCCUAAACCUCUAGAGACCAAGAACGGCCAUGGGGAAGAUGUGGAGGAACAAGGCGAAGGCGAAGAAGGCAGUGCAUCACUGACUGAGAAGGAUCUAGACUUCUUGCUCGGCUUUAUCGCUCCUACUUACCUUACCCCUGAUACCCUGGAAAGUCUGUCUGAUGCUUUUGCCGAGGAUUCUUCUGUCCAGAUCGCGCAGUUCCUUUCUAAAUCGUUUGCUAGGAGGCUUAAGGAUUUUGUUAAAGCUCGUGAUGCUAAGCAAUACUCACCAGAAAACUCGGAAGGCUGGAAAAUUGCCAUACCUCCACACAAGCAUCGCUAUCUCUACCUUCAAAAACCCCCGGCUAAGAAUGGGGUUAAUCCUGACGAGCUCAAUCCUAUAGAGCAAUUGCUUACUGUUUUGCUUCCUUCUAGACCUUUUGCUAAGCUGCUACAACUUGCUACAGGUCUCAAAAUUACUGCUGGGGGUUUUCUUGCAAGGAGGUUUCGUAGAGGUUUAGAUUAUACUCUUGCAACCGGUGCAGGUGGAGAUGAGGAUGACGGCGGCGAGGAGGAAGACGGAGAGGGGGAAGACUCGUCCCCAGGAGCUGGAUUGAAAGUCGAAGUCUGUCUUGGAAUUACCCCUUCAAAAGGCUGGGGCGGGGAGGAUGACGAAGACGAAGAUGAGGAAGAGGAGAGGGCGAAGAAUGGCAGGUCGAAGGGGAAAGACAAGGUUAAAGUUCCCAGACGUAGCAAAUUCGACGACUCGGAAAAGACCGUUGGCGGCUAUGAAAUGUAACCACUCCCCACUCCUGUUUUACCUUGAUCUCUCCCGGAUACUGAUAUUUCCAAACAAUAAAACAAGGUACAUGGCCGGUGACUCUGACUCUGACUCGGAUGAAGAGGACGACCCUGAUCAAGCAUUCAAAAGCAAUGGGAAGAGAAAGAAGGCUGAUCCAGCCAUCUACCGCUCCAGCCGCGGCAGCGAGGACGACGGUAUACUGUUCACUAUGCCAGCUAGUUGGAACCGCCUAGGGAUCGUUCUCAGAGACACGGGCGUCCUCCGGUUCGUCAAGUAUAUUAGUAAAAGCGCUGCGGGCGAUCGAUGGGACGUAAUUGGCGAAUGGGGAGUGGGCGAUGAUGGCGAAAAUGGUGAAACAGAGCAGUGGCUGGGGAUUCAGAAUGCAGCGGACGACGGCGAUGAUGCCGAGGUGGAGGGGGCAGAUGAAGAAGCGGGUGGUGGUGGUGGCGAAGGUGAGGGGCAGAAUGGAAGUGAUAGUGCGAGUGGGAGUGGGGGAGCAUGAUUCAAGCCGCGAGCGAUACAAAAGUUUAGUUUAUUUUUCAACUAUUAAUUGGCCGUGGCGUUGUUGGAGGGUUGAGUAUGCGGGCUGAUGGGUUUUUCAUGUUGAUGAGAUUGUAGUACUGAUCUUUUGGAGGUGUGCUGCGGGACGAAGUAACGUAGUGCGUGAAGGCACGUUCUCUUGGAUAUCAAACCGAGCAAUCAAUACAGGGCAGAACUAUUAUAGCAAAU